Messenger RNA from Exophiala bonariae, 2649 nucleotides. RefSeq lists its product as uncharacterized. Bases 1 to 2649 code for a protein of 882 amino acids. The transcript has 2 exons. The record is from RefSeq and is a predicted model, not a curated record. Lineage: Eukaryota; Fungi; Ascomycota; Eurotiomycetes; Chaetothyriales; Herpotrichiellaceae. Gene Ontology annotation, cellular component: GARP complex. Gene Ontology annotation, biological process: retrograde transport, endosome to Golgi.
AUGCCUGUGAAUGGCAUCGAUCACGAACUGGAUCUGCUAGACUCCGACGAUUAUGACCCGAUAGAACAUCUCAAUCUGAUAUUCUCACACCCCUCGACCCUUUCCUCCGUCACCCGGACGUCUCAAAACCUCCAAGCUUAUCAAGAUGAUUUAGACGAUGAAAUCGAUCUCCUUGAGGAGGAGCAAAUCCGUUCCAAUGCGGAAUGCCUACAGAGGAUGGAAUCCUCCAAGGCCGAGCUGUCCGUACUAUUUCGACGUAUCGAAGCCGUUCGUGAACGGGCUAUCCAAACCGAACGCAACAUCACAGAAAUGACUGCGGACAUCAAGCAGUUGGAUAAUACUAAGAAGAACUUGACCCUAUCAAUGACGGCCUUGAAGCGACUGCAAAUGCUGACCACCGCAUAUGAACAAUUACGCGCACUGAGCAAGACUCGACAGUACAGAGAAUGUGCACAGCUCCUACAAGCCGUCAUCCAGUUGAUGGCUCACUUCAAGUCGUAUCGUUCAAUAGAUCAGAUUGCGACCCUCAGCAGGAAUGUCUCUGAACUUCAACGUGAGCUCUUGGAACAAGUCUGUGAAGAUUUUGAAAUUACUUUCACCAAAGAGGAAAUUGGUCAGAAACGAGGGUUGCUCAAUGAGGCUUGUCUUGUUGUGGAUGCGUUGGGUGAUGCCGCCCGUUCCCGAUUGACAACUUGGUAUUGCAACACACAAUUGCGGCAGUACCGACAUAUAUUCAAGGGCGACCAGGAAGCUGGAUCACUGGACAACAUCGAUCGGAGAUAUUCCUGGUUUAGGAAGACUUUAAAAAUUUAUGAUGAGGAACAUGCCGCCAUUUUCCCGUCCCACUGGCGCGUUAAUGAAAUACUCGCUAACGUGUUCGCUGAGGGCACUCGCGACGACUACAAGGGCAUUCUAUCGAGAACAACUCGGAAUGGUCAAACUAUAGAUGUACGAUUGUUAUUGUCUUGUCUUCAGCAAACUUUGGAUUUUGAACACAGCCUUGAGCGGAAGUUUUCUAGUACUUCGAGAACAUCGAUUGACACAAUGACUUCGGCUAGCGAUACUCCUGUUUUCGGUCAACCCAUAUCAGAUGCUUUUGAGCCGUACUUGAGCCUGUGGGUUGAAGCACAGGAUAAAGAACUGGCCGCUUUGAUACCACAGUACAAAUCGAGACCGACCAAAGCUGCCGAUGAAGAUUUCUCAUCGCAACAAGUGAUAGCAUCAUCCACUGAGCUCUUCAACUUUUACCGGUUGUCGCUAGCACAAUGUGCAAAAUUAUCGACUGGUCAGCCUCUACUUGAUCUUUCCAAGGUUUUUGGACGGUACCUGGAUCAAUACUCUCAACAGGUGUUACUAUUUUACAUCUCAGAAAGACCAUCGGGAGGAACCCCCUCUCGAAUUCCAACCAUUGAAGAUGUGAUUUUAGUUCUCAACACCGCAGAUUAUUGCUUCAAUACCUCCAACUCCCUGGAGGAGAAGAUAAAAAGCCGUAUCGAUGAGAAUUUGAAAGAUCAGGUCGACCUUCAGAGUCAGGCGGACGCUUUCAUGGGCAUUGCUAGUGCAGCAGUCCGUGGAUUGGUCCGCCGAGUUGAAGUUGACCUUGAACCUAGUUGGAGAGAAAUGCGAAAUACUGCAUGGUCGAAGAUCGAAAGUUGCGAAAAUCAAAGCUCGUUUAUCACCGGCCUCCAAAGUCGCAUCAAGGAUCGUUCAACAGAAAUUUUUGCAAUGUUACACAAACAACAAUAUGCGCGUGCUUUCAGCGAUAACCUAGUCGAGCUUUUAGUUUCGGCAUACAUCGCCAACGUGGCUCAAUGUAGGCCAAUCUCGGAAGGCGGUGCAGAGCAAAUGCUUCUUGAUACCCAUGAGAUCAGGAAAACCCUGACACACAUACUCCCCGGCACACCACCUCCUCUGUUCCUGAAGAGAGUCAAUGCUGCAUUUAACAAGAUCGAGCCAUUGUUGAAGACUCUCCAAAUCCGACCAUCCCCACCAGAAGCCCUGGUGCAAGCCUACCUGAUUCACAUCGCCGAUCUCUCCGAGGUCAACUUCCGCAAAAUACUCGAUCUCAAGGGCAUCAAGACGAAAUCCGACCAGACGCACCUGGUGGAACUCUUCCAAAUGCACAAACUCAGCCCGCGAUACAAAGAUUCCCUGGUUGAGAAAUCCCCGCUACUCACCUCCCUGAACCUGAACUCCUCCGGCGGCAGCUCCGGCACAACCACGGGCAGCCAAUCCUCCGCCCCAGCCAACGCCCUACACAAUCUCUCCGCACUGGGAAACUCGGCGGCCGCAUCUCUCAGCACGGCCAACCUGCCGGCGAACCUGAACAUGAAAUUCGACGCCUCGGGACUUGGCACCGCCCUGAUCGACCGGUUCAGCAGCCCUAGUCUCGGGGGACCUCGCGAUGCCGGUGCGCAGAGUCCUCCCGCCGCCGCCUCGGCCGCGAGCCCCUUCGGCGCGCCAACGCCCACCAUCUCGGUCGCGCCGCCUGGGGUCGGAGGGACUCAAGACGGCGGGUUGAACGAGAACCUCAAGAAUAUUGGCAAGUUCUUCAAGCGCGAUUUGGGCGGCUUUGGUGGGAUCGGUCGCUUUGGCGGUAGUAAAGCCACAAGCCCGGCGCCCCCCGAGGAUCGGAACGGUGGGAAUUGA